CACGCUUAGAUCAAUUUACCUAUUUAUGAGUACUUGAUUUACCCAUAUUUGGGUAUUCCAAAUUUCACUCAUAUUAUGAGUAAAAUAUACUGAUAAUAUCGGUAAGUUUCACCCAUCUUGUUGAAGAGGAGACUUUACCAAUUUAUGAGUAAAUAAAUCUACUCAUAUUUGGGUGAAAAAAAUGACUUUGUUGUUUGUUGCUGUUUGUUGUUGUCAUGCUCCGAACACAAUCCGUGCUCCGAAAAAAAAAUUGCAAAUUGUUCCGUUCCGGCGAUUUGUGGAUCAAUAAAUGUAUCGAAUAAUCUUUCCUGCGAGUGGAGUCACAGCACAGCUAACUUGCCAUAUGCGACGGUGGACAGACCCCGACCCAGUCCAUCUUGUCUCUAACGCUCAUAUCCGCGACCCACGAAGAUGCGGAACCGAAUCCCAGUCCUCCUUGCUACUCAUCCCUCAAUCAACAGUUUUUUACGGGCACGUCCAAUUUGAUUGUUGCAUCAGGAGGCAAGAACCGAAGUUCAUUCAUCGGGUUCUUUCAAUUGCCCGGAGCAUCUUGUUGAAGUCCAGCGUGUUGUGUGGGCUAGCAUCUAGCACGUUCAUCAUCGACACCAACGAAUCCAGCUGCAGUGGAGAGCGUACACCUGUUGUGGAAGCCCCAUAUCCUGUUAAAAGAAAUGCAGUCUGCCGGAACGAGAUGACAUCCAGCUCACGGAUACUCAAACCUGAUACUCUACCUGAUUUGCAAGCCAGCGAUGCCCGUCUAAUCAGAAAACUUCGCAAGCAACAUGUCAAACUGGGCAGAAACGAUCAUAGAAUCAGAUUCCACCCACAUCCCGAGUUUGUGUUUGCAAACUUCGCGGAUUGUGCUAUUCUAUCUACUUCGGCACCAUCCAAAGAGUAUGACGAUGGGUAAAAUUGAAGACACCGCAUACGAAGAUGACGUCGCAGGUGAAAAUGGUACAGCAGUUAUGGACGCAAUUGUAUUGCUAAUGGACCUGGUGGUGGAACCGCUGAUACUGGGUCGAGUCAAAGCGGUCGAAUGGAAGUACGUCGUUUAGGAGGAAUAGGCCUAAGUUAUGCUAAAGAUCCAACUCCGGGCAGACAACGACGUAGUGGCAACGAUCACGGGAUGUAUCUUAGUAUUGACGAGAUCUAAACGAUAUAGAUUUCGGAUUGGCACGGAGGAAACAGUUACCAUUUCAAUAAUUACAACGAUCAUGUAUCUCAACACGAACGUCGUCGAAACGAGAAUGGGCCUAUUCCUUGGAAUAUUCCUUAAACUUCCAUUUCUGCCAAUGCAGCAACCGUAAAUGUACUUGGUAUACCAACGGGGCCGAGGGUGUAAUACCUGUCGCUCACCGGUACUCAAACAGUUGUGGCUCCUUUUGAUUGCGGUUCGCAGAUUGUUAUAUAGCAGCAGCCGUUCCUCAGCAUAAUCCGCGUAGUCAUGAACGUAUCGAUAAGAGGAACCGGAUAAAAAAUCCUUCACUAAUGCGAAAUUUAAAUCAAGUUUGUAUUUUAUGAAUAAUGAUUGUCAUUGUUAUAAUAAUUUAAUAAAUUUGGAUGGUAUUGUGCUCAUUUAUUUGAUUUAAUUCAAAUUUCACAAUUGAAUUCUAAUUUCAAUAUAUUAUUAUGCAAUAAAAAAAAUAAAACAUUACCCAAAUUUGCGUAAAAUUUACCUAUAAUCGCGUGUUUUCAAGUACCCAUAUAUGGGUAAACUCGAGGUUAAGUCAGAUUACUCAUAUAUAGGUAAAUUCAACUUUAC
Molecule: messenger RNA, 1762 nt
Organism: Armigeres subalbatus
Lineage: Eukaryota; Metazoa; Arthropoda; Insecta; Diptera; Culicidae
Exons: 4
Coding region: 290-910 (206 amino acids)
Source: RefSeq, a predicted model, not a curated record